Messenger RNA from Nannochloropsis gaditana CCMP526, 700 nucleotides. RefSeq lists its product as uncharacterized. The record is from RefSeq and is a predicted model, not a curated record. The coding region runs from base 29 to 700 and encodes 223 amino acids. The transcript has 2 exons.
GAAGACGCUGGUGGACAGGGCCCGAUUAAUGGUGGCGGAGGAGGAGUUGGAGUUGGUCAAGGCUGUCGAGGAGACGAAGAGAGUACUAGCGGAGAAGGAAUCGGAGCUGAUCAAGGCUCGGGCGGAGAACAAAGUGGAGUUGGUCACGGCUCAUGCAGACGCACGCGUGCUUCGGGUAGAAGCUCGGGCGAUCAAGGCAGAGCUUGAAAACGCCACUUUUCGACUCAAGGCGAAAAAUUUAGAAGUAUUGCGGUUGUUGGGACACAGUGUGAACCUCCGCCGCGCCAUUGAGUCUUUCCAGGAAGAAGAGGUUCUGCCUCGUCUAUGCCUGAAGCCCAGGGGCAGGGUGACGGUAGGAAUGUGGGAGAGGUUCAUGCAGGCAAAGCCAGACAUCCGGAGGCGUGUGGAGCGGCAGACACCUUGGCGAAAGAGCAAGAUUGCGGCAGAGAUGGGUCACAUUUAUACGACUCUGUCUGGGCGCAUCCACUCUUCGCAUCAGAUUGGCGACGCUGCCGUGGUGAUUGGGACGGAUGUACUCACGACGGAAGAGUGUCUCGGUGUGGGAGCCCUCCUGUAUGACUUUGUGCCCAUCGAGUUCCACCCGCCAGAGCUCAUGGAGAAGUUUGAGAGAAAUGAGGAGGAAGGUACGGCUGAGGACGUUCAGGACAAGGCAGGAAAGGGAGAAGGGGAAAGACAGUAG